Molecule: messenger RNA, 1746 nt
Organism: Bradysia coprophila
Lineage: Eukaryota; Metazoa; Arthropoda; Insecta; Diptera; Sciaridae
Source: RefSeq, a predicted model, not a curated record
CGUUUGGUGACCGGUCGGUUAAGAACAGUAACAUGAAAGUUAUAGUAAUUCUCUUUGUACUUUGUUUCGGUGCUACAAUAAUAUCAUCAGCUCUAUCGGACGAUGAUGUUACAGUAGGCAAAGAGUGGUGGAAUGAAAAUUAUUAUCUCAAAUUUAAUUCACCCGGUGGAAAGACUUUCUAUGUCGAUUUCACCAAUGGCAUUAUUGAUCGGGAGAAAGAUUCUGCCCCUCGAGUUAAGAGAAUAAGUCCCCUUGUGUUAGCUUCUAUCAUUGGAGUGCCGCUGCCAAAACCAAAAGUACCGUUCAUUAGUUUCGUUUCGACGGAUUUUAAAAUUUACGAAAUUUAUUUUGAUAAUGACAGUCAAAAACCUAGAUUGGAGGAAAGCGAAUUCGUUUACGAAAAUAAAAAUGUGUUGAUUCGACCUCGUCUCGAAUCAUUCGUGGGGCCGAAUAAAAAACUGUACCAGGUUGUUUAUAACGAUGGCAAUGCAAUCGAUAUUGCAGAAUCACCAGACGUCUUGAAUCACUUUCAAAUCAAAACUUUUGGUCCCUACGAAAAAUUUGAGCAUACUUAUGAUUUUUCAGAAGAUGGUACCAACAUAGUAAGCCAUACGAUAUUACCUAUUCCGGUGCAGGCAAAUCGUUCGAUUCCAUUACCAGAACUGGGACCAAACAGUUUAAUUGAAGAGAAUUCCAUUCAAACAUUUGUUAAAUUCAACUCACCUAGUGGUACAGAAUACCACAUCACAACACAACUGAAUAUCGUACCGAUUCAAAAUGAUGUGAAGGAAACAUCUUACAUCACCUUCACAGAGUCUAAUGGACGAACAUAUGACAUCAAUAUUGACGAGAAAAAUGGCAAUGCAACCAUCGCGGAGAAAGAUGCAGUUGAAAGUUUCUUUGGAAGUCAGCGACUGUACUCAUUUGUUGCACCGAAUCAAAUCUUAUAUCGAAUCGAAUAUAAGAUCGAAAGUGGCCAAGAAGUGCCAACGUUAGUGUCAAGUUCUAGUGAUUCUUCAGAUUUGCAAGUAACACUACUGGAACUGAAAGGUCACUACAACAGAUAUGUUAAGUACAUAUUUUCAGACAACGGAAAGAAACUAUUCGAUCGAGUGGACGAAAUUGACUGGACGCCACUAAAUGAAUUACCAGCGGUGCCAGUAGAAGUCGUGACUGCCGAUUAUUUAAUGACUAACUUACCGUUUUUGACCUUAUACACACCCAGCGGUAACAAUUAUUACAUUUUCAAGAAUGGUACACAUGUGAGCAUUGCUGUCGAUAAAGAAGCCGGGCAUUCGGAUAGCUCAUUGAUAAGCUAUUUCCCCUCCGACGGCAGAAAAGUCAACAUUAAUUUUGUGCAUGGUGCCGAUCCUAUUCUGGAAAGGGAAGCCGAGCCGACUGGCAAAAAAGACCUAUUCUCAUUCCAGCUUGUGUCAUUUACUACACCCGAUCAAAAGGAAUAUAAAAUCACAUCAACAAUAGGGGAUGAUGAUGAACGAAAGAUAUCGAUUCAGCCGCCAUCUCAAGUAAAGGAACCGAUUGAUUUACCUCCCGCGGACGGUUUAUCCGUAACAAUACGGAGCGGAGAAGGUUGGAAAUAUAUCUAUCGUUUUACAUGGAAUGGUGAUAAGCUGGUUGAAACGUCUAAAUCCAAGGCAUACAUCACAAAGUAUGAACUUCUUACAUCUCUGAUUGGAAAAUAAGAAAUAAAAUUAAUUUGAAAGCAAUGUGGAAUGUUUUGUAUAU